This is a messenger RNA of Ilyonectria robusta, 1746 nucleotides long. Its product is annotated as diatom spindle kinesin 1. The transcript is spliced from 4 exons. Gene Ontology annotation, molecular function: ATP binding; microtubule binding; ATP hydrolysis activity. The record is from RefSeq and is a predicted model, not a curated record. Gene Ontology annotation, biological process: microtubule-based movement. Gene Ontology annotation, cellular component: microtubule; spindle; kinesin complex. The coding region runs from base 1 to 1746 and encodes 581 amino acids. Lineage: Eukaryota; Fungi; Ascomycota; Sordariomycetes; Hypocreales; Nectriaceae.
AUGGACCAGUUCAUCGUCGACAAUGCCGCCCGGUACAAGUCGCUCGUCACGCGCUUCGAGCCCAAGGCGUCCGGGCCCAAGGCCGAGGUCGCCCCGGCGUCGGACAUGCUCGUCACCACCCGGCUCCGGCCUCUUCUUCCCGAAGAGGAAGCGGCCGGCCUCCCCAGCUCCGUGUUCCCGCGGCUCCGUCCGCCGGGCGUGUUGGACGUCCACGAGCUCCGCCAGCCGGUCCGUGGGCUCCCGACCAUCAAGUCCUACGACUAUGAAGUCGACCGCAUCUUCAACACCGACUCCACGACAGAGCAAAUCUACGCGGAUGUCGUCAAGCCUCUUGUCCCCUGGGCAUACGACGGCGGCAUCGGCACGCUCUUCGCCUACGGGCAGACGGGCUCGGGCAAGACGUACACUGUCAGCCACCUGGAGCGGCUCGUCGCUGAGGAGCUCUUCAGCGGGAAGCUCAACGGCGAGCGUGAGAUCAACAUGAGCAUUGUGGAGUUAUUUGGCAACACCGCACUUGACCUCCUCAACGAGCGUGCUCCCGUAUCGGUGAUGCAAGACGCCUUCGGCGCCACGCAGCUCAACGGCGCCGUGGAGCACCGCAUCCACUCGGCGGCCGAGAUGCUCAGCUUCAUCGAGACGGCGGCCUCGUUCCGCCGCACCGAAGCCACCGACAAGAGCAACUCGUCGUCGCGCUCGCACGCCAUCUGCCGCAUCCGCUUCAAGAACGCGGCGCGCCCGUCGGCCGAGGACGGCAUGCUGUACAUGAUCGACCUGGCGGGCUCCGAGGCGGCGCGCGACACGGCGGCGCACAGCAGCGCGCGCAUCAAGGAGACGCGCGAGAUCAACACCAGCCUGUCGGUGCUCAAGGACUGCAUCCGCGGCAAGGCCGAGGCCAACGCCGCCGUCGCCGCCGGCCAGCGCAAGCCGCAUGUCCCGUGGCGCCAGAGCUCGCUGACCAAGAUCCUCAAGCACGUCCUGGACCCGGCGGCGCAUCGCCCGUGCAAGACGGUCGUCAUUGCGUGCGUGAACCCGUCGCUGGCGGAUGUUGGGCCCAGCCGGAACACGCUGCGGUAUGCUGAGACGUUGCGUGUCCUGCUUCCCCGGAAGCCGCCCGUCAUUGACGAUCCCAAGGCGCCGGUGACGUGGACGAACAAGAAGCUGCAGGAAUGGAUCCAGGAGAAUUCCGGCAAGCCCCCCAUCGAUCCCACCAUCCUCGCACCCACCGAGUCGGGAACCCAACUCCUCCACCUACCCAUCCCCGACUUCGAGGCCCGGUGCCUCGACACCCACGGCGUCAGUAUUGAGCAGGCCAAAGCCUUCCGCGAAAAGCUCUGGCACAUGCACAUCGACUCCGAGUCCCACACGCCAUUCAAGAAGGCGAGCGACAAGCCAAACAGCCAAGAGCCCGACCCCCGAGUCCGCUGGCGCCCGUGGAAGCAGCGCAUCCGCCCGGGAAUGUUCGUCAGCUGGGAUCCUCCGUACGAUCAUCCCCAGGGUCGACCUGGCAAAAACUUCGUCGUGGUUCUGGCCCCUGUUCCUGGAGCCGACGUCCAGUACGAUAUGGAAAUCGAUCCUCCGGCGACACUCGCCAGCCGCUGGCUCUGCGCCGAUGUCAUACUCAACAGCGCCUCCAAGGGGUACGAGGUGCAGAUGUGGCGACAUGUCCAAAUCGACGUUGACCAGAUGGACGCCGAGGUCAUCUUUGACUACGACGUCGCUUCGAGACUUUACUACCUCGUCAUUUAG